AUGACAGACACAUCCUUGCCACAAUACAAUCUAUACGCAACGACAUUGACAAAUCCUGAGAUAUCGUGUGCGAAUGCGCUGACAUUAACCGUCGCUGAUCAGAAUUAUUUCCGCUUUUUCCCCUCCUCUUCGGUGGUUUUCUACUAUAUGAAGCCGUGGGAAUGGAGCAGUUUUGGAUUUAUCUAUCAAGGACCGGCAGCAGCUAACAAACUGAUUAUGCGAAUGAUCCUUGCACUCGCUGCCAGCGAUAUGCAUCGCCGUGGGCUAAUCUCAGAUGUAGCAUCGCAUGAAGCAGCUAGAAACCACGGUCGAUAUCAUUAUGAGUUAGCUGUGCGGGAUUUACGAGAAUAUCUUGAACACGGGACCAGUAAUGAGACAGGAGAGGGAGGAGCCUCGGAAUCUGAAUUCGAGAUGAUAUUUUGCACCAUGUUUUUGAUGAUCUCAUUUGAAUGGCAUUACGGCCAUUCCGUGAAGCAUCUCCAACUUCAUCUACAGGGAGUGCGAUGUCUACUCAAGGCCCACCCGGAAAUGUUUCUUCUCAAAGAUAUGACCAACAGAAUUUUAACAACAGGAUCAAAUCCAAAGGGAGGGUUAUCUUUCAUGCCGGCCCAAUUUCUUCUCUGGAUCCUUUAUAUGGAGAUUGCUGGCCACCAUAGGGGCUUGGAAGGCUCUCUCUAUGAUACCCUUCUCGACUCAGGAAAUUCUUCAUUACAUCCUGAUUAUCUACAUCAAAGUGCACGCAUUUGGGGUCGAUGUCUGUGGGGAGAAGAGUACCCUGAUAACCAGAUUCUAGACGAUAUGGAAAACCAUAGAGCUUUGGAACUUCUUCACCAUGCGAUGAUCAUGCGAAACAAAAUUUGGCAGUUAGCAUUGGGAAGCAGUGAGCGCUCCGUAACUUCAACUCCGGAGACUUUGUUUUCGGAGCUGAUGACUAUUCGAGAUGCCUUCAGCGAUGUGUUCAUCACUGCCAAAUUUACAAGUUCACUUUCUGCCCGCCGUGCUCUGUACACAAUUUAUUUCGCGGUGUGCACCUUUGAUGCACAAAUAUUGUAUCACCGAAGACUUCUAUACCCUACAUCUCAUGUUAGAGGAACAGUACAUCGACAGGCUCUUGCUAGCAUGCUCGAGAUGCUCUAUAGACAGUAUUCUAUUGAUCCCAUACUACUCCAGCGGAUGCCCUGGUCGAUUUUCAUGGUCAUGAUUGAGACCGAAGACCCGAUCCAUCGCGAUUGGGCAGAGCAAAGACUACGCGAAGUACGGCACGUGCAUGAAGACUACGGUUUUAUUAAUAUUCUCGUUGAUGAAUUUAUUGAUCGGCAACGAGCGCGGCCUGGUAAAAUGGUCAAUCUGUUCGAAAUUCUUCAGCGACAAUAUAGUAUGUAUAACAAAUAG
Messenger RNA from Talaromyces proteolyticus, 1392 nucleotides. RefSeq lists its product as uncharacterized. The transcript is spliced from 3 exons. NCBI's taxonomy places the organism in Eukaryota, Fungi, Ascomycota, Eurotiomycetes, Eurotiales, Trichocomaceae. The coding region runs from base 1 to 1392 and encodes 463 amino acids. The record is from RefSeq and is a predicted model, not a curated record.